Molecule: messenger RNA, 1791 nt
Organism: Pollicipes pollicipes
Lineage: Eukaryota; Metazoa; Arthropoda; Thecostraca; Pollicipedomorpha; Pollicipedidae
Product: testis-specific serine/threonine-protein kinase 1
Exons: 5
Coding region: 110-1093 (327 amino acids)
Biological process (GO): intracellular signal transduction; protein phosphorylation; microtubule cytoskeleton organization
Cellular component (GO): cytoplasm
Molecular function (GO): ATP binding; tau-protein kinase activity
Source: RefSeq, a predicted model, not a curated record
UUCCGUAGUGACACCGUUGGGCUCCUUGCUGUUUUAUUUUCUUUUUAAAUCACUGAGUAUCAAUACAACGAUCAUAGCUUUUAGUUAAAAGAAAAUUGUACGUUUUCUUAUGGCACAGCAUGCCUCCUCAGCUCGAAGUUCGUCUCGGCAAGACCGACACAGCUCCAUCAGCAUACUCCAUGGUGUUUUCGGCGAUGCCGCCGCACAAAUUCUCAGCAAGAAGGGCUACAAAUUGGGAAAAGUCAUAGGAGAGGGCUCGUACUGUAAAGUACGACUCUCAAGCAAGUUACUGGACGGUGGAGAGCAUGUCAAAAUUGCGUGCAAGAUUAUAAAUAGAAAGAAGGCAUCUCAUGAUUUUGUCACGAAAUUUUUGCCGCGAGAACUCGACAUCAUACGCCACAUCGAUCAUCCGAACAUAGUCAAGUUCUACGACAUCAUUGACAUCAAUGACUGCGUGUACAUAUUCAUGGAAUAUUGUGAUAGAGGAGACCUGCUGGAACACAUCAGAAGCAAGGGUGCGCUAAAAGAACCCAAAGGUCGGCACUAUUUUCGUCAGCUGGUGUCGGCGGUGAAAUACCUGCAUGCCUUGGACAUCACCCAUCGCGACCUCAAGUGUGAGAACGUGCUCUUGGUCUCCGAUCGAUCUGUGAAGCUGACCGAUUUUGGAUUCUGCCGACGAUGCCGCGAUGAUGGCGGGAAACGUGUUCUUAGCAGAACGUUCUGUGGCAGUGCCGCAUACGCAGCCCCCGAGAUUCUGCAGGGUCAGCCAUACAACCCGAAAAUGUACGACGUCUGGUCACUUGGCUGCAUUUUAUACAUCAUGGUGACGGCCACCAUGCCCUUCGAUGACUCCAACAUAAAGAAGAUGUUGAGAUAUCAGCAAGAACGCAGACUGGGCUUCAACGGAAAGAAUUCAGAGCCACUGACCGCAGGGGUAAAACGGUUGAUCAGACACAUGCUGGAGCCAGACAUCACGCGGAGGGCCACCAUGGACCAGGUGGCGGCGGACCCGUGGAUCUACGAGAACGACCUGCACGCCUUCUCGGGGUCGCACUUGUCGUCACUGUCCAGCCUGCAAGCCGCCGACCAGUAAACGGGCACACGGCCACGGCCUUGGCGGUCAGCCCCGUCUGGUCAAAAGCUGUCGACAGUGAAGGGUCACCAGAACACGCAGCGGGAUCCACAACUAUGCACGCCAUCAGUGGACAGUGCGGGACCCGUAUAAAUGGAAGGUCACCGGUAAGAAGAACAGGGCCCACAAACAGAAGUCCGGGGUCACUAGUCAAGGGAACAUGUAACCUUAAUGUUCCCACUGAGAGCCACCGUGGGUCUAUAGCUGCCAGUACAGAGGUACCAGUGAAGAGUGCGGAGCACUGCAGUUACUUUUUGUUAAUGUAUGACGGAAAACUGCCAGACCCAUCAUCAAGCAAUGUCACCAGCAGACGAAACUGCCCGCUGCCAAGACCCGUUGGCGUUGGUCCCACCACAACCAAGGCGCUGGAGAACUUGAUGCAGCCAUGCGGUCUAGGCCCGGGUCGCUCAGGCCCGUGUUGGGCUGGUCAGUGCAGAGCCACAACGGAUCGACUAAGCGACCACCUCUGGCCCGACAGCGGUCAGAGGCAAGCGGCCCGUCGUGGGUACCGAGAUCAUUCAAAUGCGCGCUGGCAAUCCACACAAUUCCCGGCACUUAAGGCGGCGAGCUAAAUCUGUCGCACUGAAUCGUUCAGACUGCUCAAAUAUUUCAUUUUUAUUUAACAUCUUCCAGUCAAAUAUAGAAGCUUUAUGCACGGC